Messenger RNA from Chara braunii, 1105 nucleotides. NCBI's taxonomy places the organism in Eukaryota, Viridiplantae, Streptophyta, Charophyceae, Charales, Characeae. The record is from the annotation of a GenBank genome assembly.
GCCAUUGACACUGUGAUGCGCCGUGGUGAGUCAGUGACAUUGAUGGUUGAUGGUUGAUGGUCGAUAUGACUCUGCCAGAGACGCGCAACAUUGCACUGUCACCGCGAUGGAGUACGAGACUCGGCUUGUUGUGGGUGUUCACACUCUCCGUCUGAAGAUUGAAGGCAAGACAUCGAAUGCGCUUAAGGUGCCAGCCGUCGUGCAACUUUUGCGAGGCCUGAUGGACAAGGGGUUGAAAAUCCGGUGCGUUGUCUCAGAUGAUUGUGCCGCGCUGGGACCAAAGUUGCGAGCUAUGAACAUCGAGUGGCAGAAAGGUUGCCACCACAAAAAAAAAAACAUUUGCAAGCACUUCCACAGUAUGCUGCAACUAAAAGAAGGGAAGAAAGUGAGCAGCCCGCACGACUGUAUGUUAGAGGCGCAGUUUAUGCAGUUCACGAAGAAGCGGCUAAAGGAGGCGUUGGAGCAGCGUUUCAGACCUGAAGUCCUCACACCUGCUGAGGAGCGGAUGAAAAAAUCGGAUUUCGUCGCUGUCGUCAUGCGAAAGAUGUACCCCUACGGAUCGAGGUUGAAUGCUCGAGCGUUGGAGACUGAUCCACACGGCUUGACAGAGUAUCAUGCGCAUGAGGUUGGGAUGUGGUUCCUCCGCGCUUGCCAGCUGUUCAGGGAGGAGGUCGGAGACGCCGACAGUCUACACCGCGACAUCAUGUUGGUCGUCGAUCAUUGGGCUAGUGAUCAUUCGGGAUGUGUCGAUGGUAGGGAGGUUCUGUGCGAGAAGGCCGGUGGGCGUGCCCGAUUGCCUUUGUAUAGCCGCACGGACACGGUCUACGAGCUCAUUGUGCGCGUUCUCGAUAAACAAUGCAGGACUAACAUCACGCCGUACUACGUCGAGUUUUGGCACACAUCGGCGGUGAAAACUUUUCAGGGCACCAUCAUUAUCUAUGCGAAGAAGUCGGUCCAUUUCGAGAAGUCUUUCUGUACACGUUUGUCGAUCGCAGUGAUUCGGUGGAACAGUCACUGCUAGCGCGACCCGGUCGGGUAUGUUGCUCGCAUUGCUGCGGGCACUUUCAUACGUGCGAGACCAGGCUUCCGUCGACACUACGGUCAC